Solanum stenotomum is the source of this 1838-nucleotide messenger RNA. RefSeq names its product 1-aminocyclopropane-1-carboxylate synthase-like. Bases 63 to 1517 code for a protein of 484 amino acids. Lineage: Eukaryota; Viridiplantae; Streptophyta; Magnoliopsida; Solanales; Solanaceae. The record is from RefSeq and is a predicted model, not a curated record. The transcript is spliced from 4 exons. Gene Ontology annotation, biological process: amino acid metabolic process; biosynthetic process. Gene Ontology annotation, molecular function: pyridoxal phosphate binding; transaminase activity.
ACAUUCAAAGACUCUAAAGUUCAUUUUUUUGAGAAUCUUUGAUUCUUUUUUCCAAAAUUAAGAUGGUGUCUAUUUCAAACAAUAACCAAAAACAACUUCUUUCAAAGAUAGCCACAAAUGAUGGUCAUGGAGAAAAUUCACCUUAUUUUGAUGGUUGGAAGGCUUAUGCAAAUGACCCUUUUCAUCUAACUGAUAAUCCUAAUGGUGUUAUUCAGAUGGGUCUUGCUGAAAAUCAGCUUUGCUUUGAUUUAAUCCAAGAAUGGGUGGUGAAUAACCCAAAGGCAUCAAUUUGCACUGUUGAAGGAGCUGAAAAUUUCCAGGAUAUUGCAAUUUUUCAAGAUUAUCAUGGCUUGCCAGAGUUUAGACAAGCAGUUGCAAGGUUUAUGGAGAAAGUGAGAGGUGACAAAGUUACAUUUGAUCCAGACAGAAUAGUUAUGAGUGGAGGAGCAACUGGUGCUCAUGAAAUGCUUGCUUUUUGCUUGGCUGAUCCUGGUGAUGCUUUUUUGGUCCCAACACCAUAUUAUCCAGGAUUUGAUAGAGAUUUGAGAUGGAGAACUGGUGUGCAACUAUUUCCAGUUGUUUGUGAAAGUUGUAAUGAUUUCCAAGUGACUAAAAAAGCCUUAGAAGAAGCAUAUGAAAAAGCUCAACAAUCCAACAUCAAAAUAAAAGGCUUACUUAUAAACAAUCCUUCAAAUCCAUUAGGUACUCUUCUUGACAAGGACACACUCAGAGACAUUGUAACGUUCAUUAACUCGAAAAACAUCCAUUUAGUAUGCGAUGAAAUCUAUGCUGCUACGGUCUUUGAUCAGCCUAGAUUCAUCAGUGUAUCUGAAAUAGUUGAGGAGAUGAUUGAAUGCAACAAAGAUUUGAUCCACAUUGUCUAUAGCUUGUCUAAAGAUUUAGGAUUUCCAGGAUUCAGAGUUGGGAUUGUUUACUCGUACAACGAUACAGUUGUAAACAUUGGUAGAAAGAUGUCGAGCUUUGGGCUAGUUUCAACUCAGACACAACAUUUGCUUGCAUCAAUGUUGUCUGAUGAGGUCUUUAUUGAGAAAUUCAUUGCUGAGAGUUCCGAAAGGCUCGGAGAAAGGCAGGGGAUGUUUACAAAAGGACUAGCAGAAGUUGGGAUUAGUACAUUGAAAAGCAAUGCUGGUUUGUUUUUCUGGAUGGAUUUAAGGAGACUUCUUAAAGAAGUAACAUUUGAUGGUGAGUUAGAAUUAUGGAGAAUUAUUAUUAAUGAAGUGAAACUUAAUGUUUCACCAGGAUGUUCUUUUCAUUGUUCUGAACCUGGAUGGUUUAGAGUUUGUUUUGCAAAUAUGGAUGACGAAACGAUGAGAAUUGCAUUAAAAAGGAUAAGUUACUUUGUGCUUCAGCCAAAGGGACUUAACAACAAAGCUGCUGUUAACAAACAAUGCAGCAGGAGAAAACUUCAGAUCAGCUUAUCGUUUCGAAGAUUGGAUCAUGAGUUCAUGAACUCACCAGCUCACUCUCCGAUGAAUUCGCCUUUGGUCAGGACUUAAAGAAGGGGAAAAAUGGUUUAGUUUUGUUUUUGUUGUUUGUCUAAUAAGAGAAGGUCCUUUGUUAUAGCGAUGAGUGAUAGUACUAAGUAUUUGAUUUCACAGUUAUUUCCAUUUUGUGCAACAGAUGAAAGAAAAUAAAAAGAUGUAAGGUAUAGAGAGUGUUUUGGAUUUUUAUUAUCUGAAUUUUUCCUAUCAUCCCAUCAAUGUAUCAAAAUGGGAUUCACUCUGGAAUUUGUAUUUGUUCUUGGUUUUUUUAAUUCCUUCUUGAAAAUGAAGGAGGGUGUAAGUUGUAACCAGAAAUUUUACUUGCUUAUAUAUAUA